Messenger RNA from Linum tenue, 2803 nucleotides. The record is from the annotation of a GenBank genome assembly. Lineage: Eukaryota; Viridiplantae; Streptophyta; Magnoliopsida; Malpighiales; Linaceae.
AUCACAAACUGGGCCUCCUUCCUGAGUUCCGACCCGUUAGAUAAGAUAAACUGAGAAGGAAAAAGAAAAGCGAAAAGGAACUCGCCCAGUUGAAGCGGGAGCGACCGAGACCAGGCGAUUAUCGGGCGAAGCUGAGUUCCACUUUCCAGUUCAAAGAAUUCGUGCCGCUCGGUCGUCCGCCGGUGGAAGUCGGAAACUCCUGCGGCAUAGAAGAGAGCAAUGGAUAAGAAGAAGGCGUUCUACAGAGCUAAAUUGAAUGCUCAGAAGAAGGACAAACGAAUCGAUUCUCCUCUCGUCAGGUAUAAUGAAUCCGAUCAACCAGUUUGUAGGGUUUGCAAUCUUGUUUUGAAGGAGUCUCAGUGGGAUGCACAUCAAGCUUCUCGCAAACAUCGUGAGGUCAUGUCUCAGUUUUCCCCAUGUGAUCUAAUUGUGCUGGUGUACGGUUAUGGUUUACUGUGGAAUGUGAUUAAACAACAGGCGAUAGAUAAUCUGAAGGCAAAUGCAGCUCGAAAGACCGACGCAACCAAUUCAAAGCCUGUACCUCGUGUUGAAUCAAACAGAUCUGCAUCCGCAAACAAUGCAGAGUUGCAUGCUGCUACUGUGCAAGCUGAGCCACCAACAAAAGUGUCAAAGCCACAGUCGUCAUCUGCACUCCCUCCGGGGUUUUUUGACAAUAAUGGGACCAAGGCACACAAAACUGGUACUAUAGCUUCUCUGCUUAACAUAAAGUUGGUGAGAUUUAAACAAAUCCGAAAUUCAUUUUCAGAUCCACAAACAAAGUUGGGUGGCUCUCUUAAACCGAAGAAAGUCGAGUCUCUUGUGGAAGAUAAAUCAGAAGCUUUACCUACUGUUAGUGGUUCACAACAGCUAACUGCUGAGGAAGGUAGGGCUUAUGUACAGACACAAACAAAUGCCACUGAUACAGAAAUCAAGCAGGUGAAGGGGUCUCUUCCUGAAGGUUUCUUUGACAACAAGGAAGCUGAUUUACAUGCUCGUGGGAUAAAGAUUGUCAAGCCUGAUGUUAAUGAUGAGUAUAAAGAAUUUGAGAAACUGAUCCAAGAAGACGUGCGGGAGGUUGAUGACCGCUUGGAGGAAGAGGAGUUUGACGCUGCUGAAAAGAUUGAAGAAGCCGAGUCUGUUGAGCAGAAGGUCUAUAUGCAAAAGGUGGAACAAUUGAAGAGGAAGAAAAUGGAGCUGAUGGCUGCCAAGUCAGCCAAACGUGUCAAAGGCAGGGAUUCUCAGGUUGCCAAGAAGGGAUCCACCAAUGAGGACACAUCCAGUGACAGUGACGAUGAUGAAGAUUUCACGGUCGAUUGGAGGGCUCAACAUUUAUGAACAAAGAUUUAGAUCAAGUGAUUUUUCACGGGUAGCCUAGCAUAACUGUUUCCUUCUUUAGCCAAGACAAGUAACGCUACUUGCACCAAGCUGACUUGCUCCCCCUGGCAACAGGUGGUUCUCAACUGUUAGAGCAUUUCAUUUUCUUGGGAAACUCUGUCAUGCACUCUUGCUGAAGUAUCGUUGCGUUAUUUGAAGGUACAUUUCUUCUUUUUCCCUCGGUUGUGAACCACGUUACCUACUAACAUAGACUAGCUGCCUGCCUUUUGUUACUAAUGAGCCAAAAAUGAGAGAAAAGAGUGCACUUUGUUGUUACAGCACUCCCAAAAGUUUGAUUCUCUAUUAACGAGAUAAGGAAUUGGAUAAUGUAAUUAUAUCGAGGUGUUUUGUUUUGUUUAGUUAGUUGUAUGCAGGAAAAGAUGAUUAAAGAUUUAGAAACACAUCAUGGGGCCUGAACCCGUGUGUGACAAGGUGCAAGGUGAGUCAUCAAUUUUGUAGUGAGCUUCAGGUAAUGGUGUGCACUUCACUUUAUUAUUAUUAGCUGCAACUCAACUAGCCAGAAUUCUGAGAGGAAAUGGUUCAGUACUCGUAUUGGCUUUCCUAGACUGGACUGGUGUGCAUCACUUUUCCACUAGGGCAUGGAGAUUGUGACUGUUAGUCUGUUACGUUAUCUUGGCUUCACCCUCCUUAAGUGUGGUCCAAUGUUUGAUGAUCAUGGUUUUAAGCUAGAACCCGAGUUGUGUGUCUUGAGUUAAUUAUGACGGAGUCGGAACUAUGAUCGAGUCAUAGAUUGUGGUAAUCAAAGUUUACUCUCGUUCGGAGAGUCAGAGUUGUGAUCAAAUCAUAGAUUAUGGUAAUUAGAAUUUAUCUUCUCUCUCGGGGUCUUAGGCGGAAAAACUCGGAUGUCUGAGUUAUAAUCGAGUCAUGGUAAUCAAAAUUUUACCCUCGCCCGAGUACUUCGUCAUAGGAAACAAACUUCAUUGUCUAUUCAGUUUAGGAAAAGUCAAUCCCAUAAGUUCAGGCAGCCCCUAGAACAGUGCGGAACAUAGGAUUGGAGGUUGUGAAUCAUGUCCUAGUCAGCUAGCUUAAGUUCUUUCCUAGGUAGCAUAUUAUUAUAAUCACACAUUAAACCCCACGAAUCUUCGAUUCAAGAGUGUACUGUACACAAUUUCCCAAGUCAUCAAGUGGAUGUUUGACGUCAAAGUCAGAAACUAACAUCGCAAACACUUGGAUGUUUUUUUUAUCCAGUCUACUUGGAUCGAGGAAGCAUGUUGUUAGGAAACCUUUUAAAAAAACGUAUGGUUCUCAUCUGCCUAUUAGGAUAGAUGGCAUUGCUUAUCACACAGACUAAUUUAGUAUAUUAACCUCCUAAUGCGAAUUGUUUAUCUCUAGUUAGGGCAAAAGCUGCUUAUCUUCACUCCUAAUGCGAAUUGUUUAUCAAGUCUACUGCCAACGAAUACUACUACUG